Naegleria lovaniensis is the source of this 2193-nucleotide messenger RNA. RefSeq lists its product as uncharacterized. Lineage: Eukaryota; Heterolobosea; Eutetramitea; Acrasida; Naegleriidae. The transcript has a single exon. Gene Ontology annotation, molecular function: protein binding. The record is from RefSeq and is a predicted model, not a curated record. Bases 1 to 2193 code for a protein of 730 amino acids.
AUGUCUCAAACAGAAGGAGAACCUACCUCAGCAGCGGAAACACUUAGCACAGCCACACACCAAGAAGUUGCUCUCAGCACAUCAACAACGAAUCCUUCCACUUCAUCAUCAGCCAAUACCGAACAUGGAGCAUCAGAAGAACAAUUAGCCACUCAACUUGCCAUGAAAGAACAACUCUCACACGACCAACUUCAUGAUCAUGAGAGUACAAAAAGUACUAGUCGUGCUCGUGAGGGUGGUGAUGCAAAUUUUACUAAUGCUCAUGAUUCGAAAGAAACAACAACAACUCUGAAUGAAGAGUCUAAAAAGAAUGACCAUCCACAAGAUGCUUCUCCGAUCAGAGAAGACGACAUGACGAGUGGUAAAAACUUUGAUACAACCACGACCGUGUCCACUUCGGUGGUGUCAUCUGACGAUGUGCAUGUUCUUCUUCAAGACACGAAUCCAAAGAACCAUCAUCCAGAAACUUCCAAAGAAUCUUCUUCCUCGUCUUUGAGUGGUCCAACAAUAACAACCAAUCAUCCACCUCCAACCACUCAUGACCAUCCACAAGUACAAGUAGCAGCAGGAUUGAAUACAUCUGUCAUUUCAAUACUACCAAAUACAACCGGUACUAAUACGACUACGACUGCUGCUGCUGACACGACCUUUUCCUCCGAACAUUCACAACAAUCACACAAAAAGAACUUUCCACCAGCUCCCAAAGCCACUCACGCCAACAACUUGUCCGUCUUUAAAUCUCUCAAAAAUUACUUCUUGGCAUUGAUUUAUGCUUCAAAAGCGCAACGCCAGGAACGAAAACAUGCACUCACAAAAGCUUUGGAAUUAUUUGAAAAGGCCACCAGUCACAUGUUGUUAACCAAUAAUAAUGCGUUUGAUGUGAGUGUGUUAUAUUUUAAUAUUGGAAUUGUGUGGGAAAAGAUGUAUAUUGAACGAGUGCAACAAAUGUUAAAUUCAAGUCAAGUAUUGAUUGGAAAACAGAAUGUCGGCGUUGCAACAAUGACAAAUUUGACUUCGAGAAAUGAUCCCCUAGUGUCACGUGAUAUGACUUCACAAUCUCUUUCGGGACAACAUAAAGUCGAACAUUUGAUUCAGGAGAAUGAGAAUGGAGAAUCGAAUGCAAAUUCCUUGUCAUCUUCCACUGCGAGUGAAAAGGUAAAUCAUGUCUCAUCGUCCAUCACGACAGGUUCCAAUUCUGAGAUUCAUCAUCACGCUGCAUUGUUGGGUCAAAGACCUUCGAUUGUUGGAGAUUUUGAAAUGGAUGAUUUCAAAGGAAGAAGAACCACCGUGUCAAGUGCUGGAGCACAUUUGACCAAUGUGAGCGCUGAGGAUAUUCUUGCUCAUUUAGAAUCUGAAAUGGAAAUGGAUAUUUUCAUGGAACAUGAACAGCAAUUAACAAGCUUCUAUACAGCUGAUGAUUCCAAUGUCACAAAAAUGGAACGAAAGAAUGCCAUUAAGAAUAUUUUCACAUAUUAUGGAAAGAGUUUGAAAUUGUGUCCAACCAAUUUGGAAGCAUAUUUCCAAUUAGCAGGUCUUUAUCAACGAGUUGGAAUGUAUUAUCAUGCCAUUGCAUUGUAUGAAAAAACUUUGGAAAUUGAUGAAACAUUUGCUGAGGGAUAUAAUAGUUUAGGUGUUUGUUUAUUUAACAUGGGACAACUGGAUAAGGCCACCUAUUACUAUAGCAAGGCAUUGAAACACGAUUUGAAAAAUCCAGUUAUUUUUGCCAAUUUAGGAGAAGUUUUGUACGAACGAGGAAAAUAUGCAGAAGCUCUCAACAUGUUUUCUCGUGCCUUUUAUUUAGCACCUGCCUUUGGUUCACUCUAUUGCUAUUUUGGAUUAUAUUAUUUUGAACAAGAAAAAUCAAAAGAAAAGGCAUUACAAAUGUUUGAAAAAGCUUUGGAAUUGUCACCUCAAUCACCCGAUGUGUAUUUCUAUUUUGGAAGAUUUUGGUUAGAAAAUUCUGAAUAUGACAAGGCAUUGCAAUAUUUUGAUAAGGCAAGUUGUUUGGUCCCACCCAAUCGACAAAUGUAUUAUUAUCGAGGAUUAGCAUUGGACAAGAAGGGAGAUCGAAAGGAAUCGAUUGCCAUGUUGGAAAAGGCAGUGACAUUGGCACCUUCUAUUCAUUUGUAUCGAGAAACUUUGGAUCGAGUGGUGAAUGCAACAGAACAAACCACUGGAGCUACAACUGUGUAG